This is a messenger RNA of Mirounga angustirostris (Northern elephant seal), 15346 nucleotides long. It is a transcript of the gene CAMKK2, whose product is annotated as calcium/calmodulin dependent protein kinase kinase 2. The record is from RefSeq and is a predicted model, not a curated record. The transcript is spliced from 18 exons. Gene Ontology annotation, biological process: CAMKK-AMPK signaling cascade; activation of protein kinase activity; protein phosphorylation. Bases 186 to 1814 code for a protein of 542 amino acids. Gene Ontology annotation, molecular function: protein serine/threonine kinase activity; ATP binding. NCBI's taxonomy places the organism in Eukaryota, Metazoa, Chordata, Mammalia, Carnivora, Phocidae.
ACCGGGCGGCUCCUCCCGCCCCCCCCCGCCCAACCCCGCGCGCCCGCCGGGGCCGCGGAGAGGAGCGCGCGGCCGCGCUGAGCAGAGCGGAGCCGAGCCGGGGGCGCAGAGCGCGGGAGGCGGCGGCGGUGGCGCGGAGCCCAGGUGGCCCUGCUGCCGGAUGGGAGUGCCCGGGCGCGCGCACCAUGUCAUCAUGCGUCUCUAGCCAGCCCAGCAGCGACCCGGCCGCCCUCCAGGAUGAGCUGGGGGGCGGCGGCGGCAGCGAAGGCCAGAAGCCCUGUGAGGCCCUGCAGGGCCUCUCGUCCCUGAGCAUCCGGCUGGGCAUGGAGUCCUUCAUCGUGGUCACCGAGUGUGAGCCGGGCUGCGCAGUGGACCGCGGCCCGGCCCGGGACCGGCCCCAGGAGGCCGAUGGCCGAGAGGGACCCCCCGACGCCUCCGCCUCCGGGCCCCAGGCCCGGCCCCAGCUGUGCAGUCGCAAGCUCUCCCUGCAGGAGCGGUCCCAGCUGGAUGCGAACGGACGCUGCGUCUACGCGGCCCUGCCCCACUCGCCGGUGGGCUCCCCGCAGUCCUCGCCGCGGCUGCCCCGGCGGCCCACCGUGGAGUCCCACCAUGUCUCCAUCACUGGCAUGCAGGAUUGUGUACAGCUGAAUCAGUACACGCUGAAGGAUGAAAUUGGAAAGGGCUCCUAUGGUGUGGUCAAGUUGGCCUACAAUGAAAAUGACAAUACCUAUUACGCGAUGAAGGUGCUGUCCAAAAAGAAGCUGAUCCGACAGGCGGGCUUUCCACGUCGCCCCCCGCCCCGAGGCACUCGGCCAGCCCCUGGAGGCUGCAUCCAGCCUAGGGGCCCCAUUGAGCAGGUGUACCAGGAAAUCGCCAUCCUCAAGAAGCUAGACCACCCCAAUGUUGUGAAGCUGGUGGAGGUCCUGGAUGACCCCAAUGAGGACCAUCUGUACAUGGUGUUUGAACUGGUCAACCAAGGGCCUGUGAUGGAAGUGCCCACCCUCAAACCACUCUCGGAAGACCAGGCCCGUUUCUACUUCCAGGACCUGAUCAAAGGCAUAGAGUACCUACACUACCAGAAGAUCAUCCACCGGGACAUCAAACCUUCUAACCUCCUGGUGGGAGAAGAUGGGCACAUCAAGAUUGCCGACUUCGGUGUGAGCAACGAGUUCAAGGGCAGCGACGCGCUCCUCUCUAACACCGUGGGCACACCCGCCUUCAUGGCACCAGAGUCGCUCUCGGAGACCCGGAAGAUCUUCUCUGGGAAGGCUUUGGAUGUUUGGGCCAUGGGUGUGACGCUGUACUGCUUUGUGUUUGGCCAGUGCCCGUUCAUGGACGAGCGGAUCAUGUGUUUGCACAGCAAGAUCAAGAGUCAGGCCCUGGAAUUUCCAGAUCAGCCUGACAUAGCUGAGGACUUGAAGGACCUGAUCACCCGCAUGUUGGACAAGAACCCGGAAUCAAGGAUCGUGGUGCCGGAAAUCAAGCUGCACCCCUGGGUCACGAGGCAUGGGGCGGAGCCGUUGCCAUCGGAGGACGAGAACUGCACGCUGGUCGAGGUGACCGAAGAGGAGGUCGAGAAUUCGGUCAAACACAUUCCCAGCCUGGCAACCGUGAUCCUGGUGAAGACCAUGAUACGGAAACGCUCCUUCGGGAACCCGUUUGAGGGCAGCCGGCGGGAGGAGCGCUCCCUGUCAGCGCCUGGAAACCUGCUCACCAAAAAACCAACCAGGGAGUGUGAGCCCCUGUCUGAGCCCAAGGAAAAAGAAAAUGCAAAUAUCUGCCCUAGUAUCAGUGAGCCACAUGGUUCAAGAUGAUAGCCGACUGCCGUUCCGGAUGGUUCUAUGAUCCCAUGUGUCUUUGAUUGUUCACGUCACCACUAGAGGGAGACAAGUGCAACACGAACGCACCUCAGACCUACUCGGCUGGCCCCUGGGAGGGCUGCUUUGUUUAAGAGUGGCAAAAUCCGUGACAGAGGCCACAGAGCGCCCACGAAAAUGUACACGGCUAAGGUCUUUGCUACCUCAAGGAAGUGGCAAACCUGACCCUGGCCCCUCGGUCCUUCCGUCAAAUGACCAGCUCUCCUGGGUUGAACACUGUCACCCAAGAUUUGUAGCCAUCUGGAACCUGUGAAUGCGAAAUGCAAGUAGGGAAACAGGGUUUUUGCAGGUGGAAUGAGUUAAGCUGAGCUCGUACUGAAUUAGCGUGGACUCUGAUUCCAUAUGACUGGUGUCCUAUAAGGAGGGGACACACAGAGAUGUGCCCAGAGGGAAGAAGGCCAUGUGACAAGGGUGGCAGAGACGGGAGUGAUGGGUCUAUGAGCCAAGGAACACCGAGCAUCGCAGGGAGCCACCAGAACCUGGAAGAGGCAAAGAAGGUGGCUGGCCUUGCUGACACCCUGAUUUGGGGCCUCUAGCAUCCAGAUCUGUGAGAGAGUAACUUCCUGUUGUUUCAAGCCACCCACUUUGUUAAUUAGUUAAGGUAGCCCCAGGACACUGAGAAACUAAUUCCUGGGUCAGGCCCCAGCAGUCUUUGGUCCAGAGGAUCACAAGCUCACCUGCUCCUCAAAAUCAGUACAGGGACAAGGCUCUGCUUGAACACUCUCUCUGGCACCUAGCCUUCCCACUGCCCUUGGGGGGCUGAGUGAGUGCUGGUCUUUGAUGGGCAUGGAUGCCCCCACUGGGGAGUGAUCCAGCCACUAUCGCCCCCGGCCCCCACACAAGAGAACCAGGGCCCAAGCUCACACCUACCUGAAAUUGUAGCCGGGGGACACAUUGUGGUCCACAUCCCGGGUAUCCAGGCGGCGGAAGGAGUAGCUGGGCAAGCAGAGGGAGGAGGUUCUGUCCAGGUUGCAGUCCCAGUUGAUCUGGAUGCCCAUGAUGCCUCCCUGUGGGUUGUGAGCAGAGACAGAGCCAGCUUUCCUCGCGGCGCAUUCUAGAAUGAGGUGUGUUGAAAACUGUCAGAGAAGCCAGGGGCCCGUGCCUACCUCGAUGGCCAUGUCCUGGAAGCUGUGCCCUGCGCUCUCCACUAUUUUGCCAAGACGGAAUAUGGGGCAGAAGGGAUCUGUUACAGCAUCAUAAGUGCAUGAUUUGAGGUAGGUAGUGGUGAUGUUGGGAAGAAUAUUCCUCCUGAAAUCAAAAGGAAGCAGAAAUGAAGCGAGGAAAACCUCAAAGAAGAGCCAGAAGUUGCUCUAAAACACCGGGGAACUCACUCAGCCGGCCAGCACUUACUUGCUGAAAUUAAAUUUGGGGUACCAGAUGUUGUUCUUAACCAAAAGAGUGAAGUUUUCCGCAGCCUUUAAAAAAGCAGGUCUGAAAAAAAUCGUAACGUAUCGUUAAUAAAAGUACACAUAUACGUAUACUCACAUCCUUAGGCAAUAUUUUAACAAAGCACGUGCACAUGCGCCUUACAACGUCAUUUUGUCAAGAAAAAAAGUGAGGGCGCCUGGGUGGCUCAGUCGGCUAAGCGGCUGCCUUCGGCUCAGGUCAUGAUCCUGGGGUCCUGGGAUUGAGUCCCACGUCCGGCUCCCUGCUCAGUGGGGAGCCUGCUUCUCCCUCUCCCUCUGCCUGCCACUCUGCCUACUUGUGCUGUCUCUCUAUCUCUCUGUCAAGUAAAUAAAAUCUUAAAAAAAAAAAAAAAAAGUGAAACAUCUCAAGCAUUUCCUACUCUCCUCUGUAUAAACACUAGGUCAGCAAGGGGAGACUAAACCAAGCCUUUCCAUUUCUUCCUCUCGUGCCUCUUGCUGAAGGCAGCGGGAAUUUAAGAGCUGGAGGAAUAGUGAAGGAGGGGUGAGGCCUAGUGGCUUCCCGGGGAAAUUAUUCAGCCUGCAGCUGUGGGGUUCCAGAGCUCGCCUCCCUCAGGCGCUCUCAGGGGAAUGCUCCACAGAUCUGGUUUUACAAGUCAAAGCAAAGGUAAAUUCACCCACAGGGUGGAUCCUGACCUCAUCUCAAAAGUACAUAAAAAUCACAUGUCUGUUGGCGCAGGGCCUUGACUCUGAGGUGCCACGUCAGCUCCGUGCUGACAGUACAACCUGAAUCUGGGGCUCCGAGGGGGCCCCACUCCUUUGGUGGGUUUCUAUGGAGAAUCCAGAGCUGUAGGCAGACUCCUCUGUGUGUGGGCGGGGGGGGGGGGCUCCCCUGAUCGAGGUGGAAUCUUUGAGUUUAGAAACAGUUUCAACAGUCUUCUCAACCCUGAGACAGAAGCAAGGCCACAGAGCAAAGAGAGCCGAGCCUGUUGCUGCUGAUGACGAGAAAGGCCUUGACCAAGGUGCUUUUCCGGGGCUUUAAAUCCCCUCAUCCCUGUAUCCAGAGGGAUGCAUUAUAUCAGGAUUUUUCGAACUACUGUCAUUCCCUAUACUUUUUUUAAGAUUUUAUUUAUUUGUCAGAGAGAGAGAGUGCACAAGCAAGGGGAGCAGCAGAGGGAGAGGGAGAAGCAGACUCCCCACUGAGCAGGGAGCCCCAUGUGGGACUCGAUCCCAGGACCCUGGGACCAUGACCUGAGCUGAAGGCAGAUGCUUAACCAACUGAGCCACCCAGGCGCCCCUGUCGUUCCCUAUACUGUAACUUUCCCCCCACAUCUGUCUACCUCAUAUGCAAUACUUUUUUUUUUUUUCAAGAUUUUUAUUUAUUUGACAGAGAGACAGCGAGAGCAGGAACACAAGCAGGGGGAGUGGGAGAGCGAGAAGCAGGCUUCCUGCCGAGCAGGGAGCCCGAUGUGGGACUCGAUCCCAGGACACUGGGAUCAUGACCUGAGCCGAAGGCAGACGCUUAACGACUGAGCCACCCAGGCGCCCCAUAUGCAAUACUUAAAAAAAAAAAAAAAAAGAUUUUAUUUUUAAGUAAUCUCUACACCCAGUGUGGGGGCUCAAACUCAAAAUCCCGAGAUCAAGAGUCACACGCUCUAUCCACUGAGCCAGACAGGAGCCCCUUAUAUGCAAUACUUUUAAGAUUGACUCACCGGUUUUAAAAAAUUAAGGUGAAAUUCACAUAAUGUAAAAUUAACCAUUUUAAAGUGUUUAAUUCAGCGGCAUUAAACACAUUCAGGAUGUGCAAACCAUCUCCAACAUCUGGUUCUAGAACAUUUCCAUCACCCCCAAAGGAAACUUUGUACCCAUUUAACAGUAGCUAUCUAUUUUCCCUUCCGCCCAGCCUUUGGGAACUACUCAUCUACUUUUUGUUUCUCUAGAUUUGUCUACUCUGGAUCUUUCAGAUGAAUGGAAUCAUACAGUAUGUGUCCUUUUGUGUCUGGUUUCUUUCACUUAGCACCCCGUCUUCCAGGUUCAUCCAUGUUGUAGCAUGUAACACUUCAUUCUUUUUUUAUGCCUGAGUCAUAUUCCCUUGCAUGGAUGGACUAUAACCUGUUUAUCUCUUUCUCUGUUGUUGGACAUUUGGGUUGUUUCCGCUUUUACGAUCAACUCACUUUUUGAAUUGGCAUUCAUUUUGAAAUGAAAUUUUCCAUCAUGACCAUAAGAGGUAUCACUGGCCCCAAGUCAGAGGUCACUGUUCAAAUAAAUAUAAUCAAAUCAAAACAAUAUUACUAAAUGUUGUAGUUAAUAUUACUGUUUGCCCAAGGUGCUGAAUCUGGGGAUUAUUCUUUGUGAGAAAUGGAAAUUAGCAAAUGACAACAGACACCCCAAACCAGGAUUUCCUCCUUGAUAUAAGUACAGAAGCUGAAUUUGAACGGACAUGGGAAUGUCUAUCCAUGUGACUCAUGUUAUUUUAUGUAUCACUGUACACUUAAAAAUCACCUUCCACUGGGGGCACCUGGGUGGUGCAGUCGGUUGAGCAUCCGACUCAUGAUUUCAGCUCAGGUCAUGAUCUCAGGGUUGUGAGAUUGAGCCCCGUGUCUGGCUCCGCGCUUAGCGCAGAGUCCGCUUGGGACUCUCUCUCCCUCUCCCUCUGCUCCUUCCCCCUGUGCUCUCUCUCUCUAAAGUAAAUAAAUAAAUCUUUAAAAAAAAUCACCUUCCACAAGAUUAAAUCUAUAACCUUGCUGUCCAAUGAAAAUAUAAUGAGACACAAAUACAAACCACCUCGUAAUUCCAAUUCCUCACAUUAAAAAGUAAAAAGAAGGGGCGCCUGGGUGGCUCAUUCAUUAGGCGUCUGCCUUCGGCUCAGGUCAUGAUCCCAGGGUCCUGGGAUCCAGCCCUGAGUUGGGCUCCCUGCUCAGCGGGGGGCCUGCUUCUCCCUCUCACUCUGCCCCCCCCCCCGCUCCAUGCUGCACACAUGUGUGUGCUCUCUCUCUCACUCAGAUAAAUAAAAUCUUAAAAAAAAAAAAGCAAAAAGAAACAAGUGAAAUUAACUUUUGUAUAAUAACCCAAUAUAUCUAAAGUAUUACUUCACCAGGUAAACACAUAUUAAUUUUAUACAUACAUACACACACACACACAUAUAUGUAUAUAUAUAUUUUUCCCCCCAUAAUGUCUUUGGACUCUGGAGUGCAUUUUACACAGAGCAGUUUAUUUGGCUCCAGACACAUUGCGAGCGCUCGGUAAACACCCACGGCCAGUGGCACUGAUGUUAGGGAGGGAGCACGGCUCUGUAAGACCCUUUCCACCUCAGAAAUGUUAGAUUCCUUUUCUUUUACUGUUUCCUUCCCUGGCCUGAGCUGCUGCCCUCAGCAAUCUUGAGAGAGCUUGUUUGGAGGUUCUAGCAGGGGAGCGCAGCUACUCGUAUACCCUUGACCGAAGAACGGUCCUCCUCUAUCGGGGAAGGUCGUCCUCUUCGACCGAGCGCGCAGCUUCGGGAGGGACGCACAUGGAGCGGUGAGGGAGGAAGGGGACACCCGCCUAGCCAACCAGAUCAGCCGAAUCAACCCUGGCGAUCAAUGGGGUGACAGAUGUCGCAGCCAGAUCGCCCUCACAUCCUGCCCUCAGCAAUCUUGAAAUCAGAGGUUCUUCUGUUGCAGCAUACCUGGGAUGGGGUUCAUGGGACUCCCUGCGCCUCUGGCCUCAUCCAGGCCUCAGUCUGAACUCUGGGUCAGGAAUGCUGGAGUUGCAAGCCAUUCUGGGAGCAUUACCUCUAACCCUACCCAGUCCAAGCAGAGCAAAUUACUAUUGGGAAAAAUGUUAUUCUGGGGCAACCCUGGACCUGUUCUACUUUAUACAACACACUUCAGUGGACAUUAUUUAUUUUCCGGCCCAGCCUCUGUUCCCUUCUUUUCUGGUAACAGAACCCCCAGUUUCCUUUGGAAGCCACACCUCCCUACUCUCAGGCUGUGUUCCUCGGGCGGGACUGACUCCACCAUAGCUCCGAGAUCGGCAGGUGACCCAGGCCUGAGCUGAUAAGCAAAAUCCAUGCCCCAGCUACAGUGUGGGCUGAGGGAUGUGGCUGAAGAUGUGAUGAUGGACAGAUCUAGAACCUCUAUGGACAACUGGGCUGGAAGACUUGGGGGAAUGUAAGCCCGGAGCCACCUCCUGGGACUACACCAUGGGUCCUGCAAACGAAGCCAGUAUGGGGGGAAGCAGAGUCAAAAUGUAGAGACUCUGAAGCUGUCCUUUGAGCCCCAGGUCUAGUCGUGCUGGGCUCUUCGUAGUUUGUUGAACAAUAAACUGCCCCUGCUAUGUGUGUGUCCUGGGUAAGGCACUGAGAACUGUUUCCUGGAGUUACUCGCAACUGACAAGAGUCCAGACAUGGAAAUAAAUCAGCUGCAGUCCCAUGACAAGUGACAAACACUGUGGCCCACCUUGCCUCUGAUGGUUGCCUGUGGUCCCCGCCCUGCGGAAGCCUGACUCCACACAGACACCAAGAGCACAACACACAAGCCUUAACUCCCCUGCCGCCUUCCCUCGGGCAGGACUCACUUGGGCACGUGGCUAUCAUCCUCCACUGGGCACCAGGCUGCCACCUCGCAUGUCUUCACAGUCCCAUUGAACAGCACACAUCUUCCUGUUGCAAUUCCUGCAGGGGCAAGGGAACCCAGGUCUGCAGGGGUCUCCUAUUUUCUACUUUGCAAGGUAGAGAGUGGGAGCACCGCCACAGCAUCCUGUGCAAUCAAUCGUGAUCUAUUCCAAUUCUGGGAUUUAUACAGUUUCCAGAAACGAGAGGAAAAGAGUUGCCUGAGUCCAAAGGCAGCGCUAGGACGAUGCCAAGCUCCAGCACAGGGCAAGAUCUGGGAUGGCUUCUGGGGCACGGGUGACAGGUGAAUGUUGAGAAGAUCCUGGGACCCUAACCUAAACAGCAAGCUCACUCAGGGUCAUGUGGAGGAAUUGGGGAAUGUGCGGGAUUUCUCCAUCCUGAAGAUUUCUCUAUGAGACAGGCCCCACAGAGGAGGCAAUCUAGUCAGGGGCUGCCCUCCCCAGGCUAAGUGUCUACUGUGGGGUCACAGCCACAUGCUCAUACCAUUGCUGUGGGUGCCUGAAGAGCCAGCAACACAGUUGGCAUCUGAUUUACACACAGUGGUCUUAUCUGGAAGCUGGAAAAUGAAGAAAGAGGGAAAUGCCAUGUGGUCAGUCAGGUGCCGACGAGAGGGGCCUGAGGCCCGAGGCUCUUCCCAGAGAAGCUGCCUACCUCAGGACAGAAGCCCUGGGUCUGGUUCACGGUGAUGAUCAUGUUGGUCAUGAUGAAGAGGGAGUUUUCCUCCUGCAGAAGGGAGACAGCAUCACUCUGUUACCUUCAAAGGAAUCAAGCCGAGCCACGAAGAACGCCAGUCACUCAUUUAAUAGGACAGUACCUUUCACUUUGCCCACAUGCCAUGCAAAAAACAAUUUAAAAAAUGAUCUUUUGAUCUCUUGUUCUCUGAGAGUUUAUAAUCUAACUGAAGACAGGAUUCAAAUAAAUACUGUACCAUAGUCCCCCUUAUCUCCAGGGGAUGCCUAAAACUGCAUAUAGUAUAUGCAGAGGGUGGGAUGAGGAGCGAUUGCUUAAUGGGUGUGGGGUUUCCUCUUAGGGUAGCGAAAUGUUCUGGAACUAGAAGGAGGUGAUAGUUGCAUAAUAUUGUGAAUGUACUAAAUGCCACAGAAUUUUUAAAUCUGAAAUAGUUAAUAUUAUGACAUAUGAAUUUCACCUCAGUGGAAAAGGAAAUGCCUAUCACCUGAGGUGGUUCCUUAAUUAAAGCUUGGCUUGUUGAGGGAAAAGAUCCAACAGGUGCGCAAAACAUCAUCUGCCAACCAGGCUACCUCAGAGGUACAAAAACACAAGGCCACCAAAGUCCCAAGUUUGGCUGGUUUUCUUUCCUAACUGAAAUUAAAUAAAUAAAACAUUCUAGAGAAGACCCAGUCAGGGUCCGUAACUGACGCUCCUCCCUUCGAGAAGGUUCUGUUUUCUCCUCCUAGGAAGGUGCCAAAUGGUUGAUUUAAAGUUUCUGGAGUGCAGUUCACUGGGGAUGAGACUAAAGAGUCGGUUGCUAAGGACCUUCCAACAUUAGGAGUAAAAGACAAAGAUGCGCAAGAAUUCUAGUUGGACCUCCCCCUCACUGAGCACUGGCAUUCUAAAAUGAAAUACCGGAAGCUUUCUCUCGGCAUUUCAGACUCCCAGGAAAAGUGGAGUCAGCACUGGGAGCCACGUGGGGGAUCAGGGUAACUCAAGGAUCAAAGUGUCUGUAGACAUCUCCACCCCCAGGUCUGACGAGGUGGUGGAAGCUCUGGGAAUGGCUGGCAUCUUCCAAAGAAAGGCCUAGAACAAGCCAUGUUGGGAGACAGGGAAUGACCCCAAGAGGAGGCCUGAGGUGGUGGCACGAUGCCCGCGCCUCUCCCCUGGCACCCCUGUCAGCGUCCUCGGUGUUCCCACAGAGACAUGCUGUUCACGUGGUCUAUAGAAGCUGCUCCAGCGGCUCCUGAGAUAGAUGUGAACAAUUCAAUAGGGUUUACUGUUUGUUUCCUAUUUCUUCUCUAUUUUAAGCUUAGGGAAACUUCAGUCCAGAGAUGAGCCGAGUAGAAGUGGUGCAAACUGACGUUUGUGUUCCAUCUGUGGAGAAGCAGGAGGCCAUUGUGAAAGCUCAUGAAGGGAGCUCUGUGGAGCUCACGAAGCCCCGGGGCCAGAGCUAAGCUGGAAGGCAGAGCUGCUGCCUCUUCCUUCCCACCGAGGGUCAGAAGCAGUGGGCCCACACUCUUCCUUGGUCCCAGUGAACACACUGAGUGUGGCGGCCCCAGAGCUUGCCAGGACGAGGCCAUGGCUUCACAGAAAGGAGUGGUCGCUCUGUUGACACAGGUGCAUGCCCAUAGGACCACCCACCUCCAGCAAACUACGAAUCCCCUGUUCCAUUUGGCCUGCAUUGCUUAUCCGCUCAGUCUUCCCUCUGGGCACCCCGCAAAACCCUUCUCUUGAGAAGGCAGGGAGAAAACAAACACACUUGAAGAAAAAGAGAGUUUCUGAAGUUCUUGCUUUCCCUUGCCAAGCUCUGAGACGAGAGAUUUAGCCACCCCAGACGUCCUAGCACGGAAGCCAUUUGGAGGGAUAUGUUAGGGUCUGGCUGCGGAGCAUAGACAUUAUGAUGGCUAAAGAGAGUCAGUAUUUAACUUGGAGCUUUGUGGAUUAACAGACUGGAUACUAGGAUGCUGUAUCAAACACCUUCUUCCCUUCUCCUCUGUUCCUGAUGAAAUCCUAUGUCUGUUUCCUUCCAGUCUGGCUUUGGUCUCCAAUUACCGAUCAACUUUCUACACUGAAAAGAUUUACCUUGUGGGUUUACAACAAUAAAGCACAUACAAAAUGUGGGAAGGCAAUAUUUCCACCCGAAUUUUUCCCAGGAUUUAAAAUAUUUGCUUUUCUACCUUUCGGGGCUUGAGACAGACUGAGUUGUCUGUGUUUAAGCCAGCCAUGAUUUAAAGCUGAAGAAACAUAGCUGGUUGAAUAUUGUUUAUUAGACCUUAAGGCAGAAAGAGAUCCUUCUGCACUGCUUUCUUGGACUAAGACAAUUAGUCUGGGCCUCUGUGAUGUUAGAACUCUGCCAAUCAUUAACCAAGAGUGCAAAGUCAGGGGGCGCCUGGGUGGCUCAGUCAUUGGGAGUCUGCCUUCGGCUCAGGUCAUGAUCCCAGGGUCCUGGGAUCAAUUCCCACAUUGGGCUCCCUGCUCGGCAGGGGGCCUGCUUCUCCCUCUCCUACUCCCCCUGCUUGUGUUCCGUCUCUCACUGUGUCUCUCUCUCUGUCAAAUAAGUAAAUAAAAAAUCUUAAAAAAAAAAAAAAAAGAAUGCAAAGUCAGUAAAGGGAAAGGAGCUAAUCAGAAGCUUUGGUGUCAGACAGAAGCCACGGUGGGAGGCAUACCUGGGCUGGAAUCACAUAAUCCGCCACAUCCCAGACCCGGAAUCCAAGUGUAGAAGUGUUGGUUACAGUCACGCCUUUGGCUUUGGUAGUAACUGAGCUGACCACAGAAUCUGUUUCUUGGUAGCCUUUUUCCCACACAAACACCCACCUACAAAAUAAAACAGGCCCUUUAAAUUGCCAUAAGGAUUCUGUGAAUUUGAACUGCUGCUAGGGAGCCUCUGAUAGCCAAAGGCUGACAGUAUAAUGUUCACUAAUUACAUGACUUUGCAAAACUGCUUGACUUUGGGGGGCUCCAUUACCACUUCUGCAAAAUGGGUGUAUAACCUAAACCACAGGGUGGUUUGUGGGAGAUAAAUGAGAUGACGCAGGUAAAGCACUUAGCAUAGUGAUCAGCACAAAGAAAGUACUCAAUGAAUGCUGUCUUUAUUAGGUAUUUGAGCACUUCCAAAGCACUACGACCUGCGGAAUUACCAAGAGAUGACAAAAAUUAUGAUAAUAGUUACCAUUUGAGUGUUUUCAGGUGCCAGGUACUGAUCUAAGCUCUAUAUAUGUAUUAACUAAUUUAAUCCUGACGACUUUAUAAGGCAGAUAUCAUUAUUAUUCUCUAGUUUUACAGAGGAGGAAACUGAGACACAGAGAGGUUACGUCACUUGCCCAAGGUCCACACAGCUAGCGAAUGACAAAGUCAGGAUUUGAACUCAAGUCUUUUGCUUCUGAAGCCUCUUUUCUUGCCCUGUAUGCUAUAUUCCUUCUAGAAAAGAGAAUCUCACUGUUCAAGUAACUUUUUAUACUAGUUUCUUACAUUUUUUCUCCAAGAAUUCAGGUCACAUGUAUGCUUCUCUUCUCUGGGAAGAACUGGGGGCCUUACAACCAGUCUGAAUAACUAAAAAUCUAAAGACAUUAGCGCGUAGUGGUUAGGACACUGGAACACAAACUGAAGCCAGCGAUCAUGGUUCAUUUCUCAGCUGCACCGUUCAUCAGGCAUAACUUUGGCCAAGUUGCUUAACUUCUCUAUGCCUCAGUUUUUCCCAUCAAUAAGAUGGGAAUGAUAAUAGGAUUUCACAGGACAGUUGUGAGGUUAAAUGAGUUUUGCCUAGUAGAUGUUUAGAACAAUGUUUGUGUUGCCAUUGUAGGCUGAAAUUGGCCUUGAUGGGAGUAUUUCCACCAUGGAAAUUGGCCAAUGCUACAAAUCAGAACUCCUUCCUGCCAGAGCUGUUAUUAAACACCUACCGGCGACUAUUAUUGUUGUUAUUAUUUCUAGAAACAAGAAAUGCUAGCAUCUGUCUCCUCUUAUAAGCCCUAGCUGCUGAAACUUCGAAAAAUCACUGGUUUUGGUUACUUAUACGUUAGUCUGGUCUGAGCAGUCUCCAUAUUCAUUGUCCAUCCUAGAGACAGGCUUUUCCCCAAAUAAGGCCUUUUCUUCAGGGGUUCUAGGAAUUUAGCUGCAAUAUAAAGCUUUCAUUUAAUUCUAUUCAGGCACACAGAAACUUAGGGCAGGAAGGUUACCAUUAUUUUACCAUAGUGUUCAGUGAGUUGCUGAAGAGAGACACAUGGUUUUACAGGGAUCACUAUGUAAUUGACUACCUCCUCAUCAUAUGACAGAUAACAGAAUUAGAUAAUUGAGAAAUGCAUGUUUAGUCUAAGAUGAAUUGGAUCAGGAAGCUAAGAGAUGAGUUAAAAAGAAAGAAAGAAAAAAGCCCUUAGUUCAGAUCCUGAGUCAGUUUUGAUCAUAGGAAGAUGGAUAAAGCUUUUACUGCUUUAUAGAUCCUCAUGAUCAAGGUAGCAAACAUUCCAGGAACCUUAGAAAGCUGUGCUGUCCAGCAGAAAGGUAACACAAGCCACAUAUGUAAUGUACUUUCUAGUAGCCAUGUUAAAAAGAAAAAUAGGUAAAAUUAAUUUUAAUGAUAGAUUUUAUGUUACCGAAUAUAUCCAAAAUAUUUUAACAUGUUAUCAAUCUAAGGUGUAUUAAUGUACUAUUUUACUUUUUUGGUUGUUUUGCACUAUGUUUUCGAAACCUCGUGUGUAUGUUAUGUUGACAGAGCAUCUUGAUUUGGAGUAGGUCCAUUUCAAGUGCUCAAAAGCCACAGGUGACUAGUGGGUACUACAUCAUCCGGUGCAUACCUCCUGUAGUCUAGAACUUUACAGAUACCCUAAGAUAGGGUUAAACUAAUCCUCCCCCUAGUAUCAAAAGCCAAGAGGGAAAAGCUGAGAGCCCUUCAUUCUAAACGCUUCCGAUCCAAUCCAGCAAUGUGAGUUUAGUUAGCCAGUUAGUAGCAGGUCUCAAAAUUUAAGGGUGCAUCACAAUCACUGGGGGGCAAGGAGUUGGUGGCGGUACUUAAUGAGACUAAAUCCAAACCUGGGAGUGGGCCAGGUGGUUCUGAUGUACAGCCCGUAUGUGGGAAGCCAUUUCACUGAAUCCUGUCAGAACUUACUGCUGCUGGGCUGAUAGCUGUUAGAAGCCAAUACCUGCCUGAUCAGGUGAAUUCCCGUGGACCAUGUUAACAUUCCAAGCCUCACCCCAGGGUGGGGGAUCUGUUACUUUUCUACGGUUCCUCAGGUGAGUCUUCCGUGAUUUGGUAGGUUUAGGAAACAUUAGGACAUUGGUUCUCAAACUGCUCCCCAUCAGAAUCACUUGGGGAGUCAGUCAUACUCCAUAGCAAUUAAAUCAGAAGGUCUGGGGAUGGGAGUCAGCAAUCAGUAUUUUUAAGAUUCCCCAAGGUUCUAAUGUGCGGCUGGGGACCACAGCAUUAGGCCUUCUAAGAAAAGGAAUGCCAGAACGGAUAACAUCUGUCAGCUCAGCAGCUGUAGACACCAUUAACACCCUAGGUGGACCUUGAAAGUGGGCCCAGUUAAUUUCUACCUUCUCUCGAGUUUCAUUAAUUGUAAUGGGUGCGGGGCGCCUGGGUGGCUUAGUUGUUGGGCGUCUGCCUUCGGCUCAGGUCAUGAUCCCAGAAUUCUGGGAUCGAGCCCCACAUCGGGCUCCCUGCGCAGCGGGAAGCCUGCUUCUCCCUCUCCCACUCCCCCUGCUUGUGUUCCCUCUCUGUCAAAUAAAUAAAAUCUUAAAAAAAACAAAUUGUAAUGGGUGCACUCAAUUAAAAUUAAGCACUUGGUGAGGGGACAGAAGGUAGCAGGACAUAUAGAAGUGUAAGAGGGCAGCAUGGGGAAUGAUGAAGCGAAGGAAGGUACCUAUACAAAACCCCCCCAACAACUCCACAAAACGAAGUGAACUUUAAAUGCUUUCUCGAGUGUGACCUCUUCAUCAUCUUGGGUUACCCCAUGAUACUUAAAGGAAAGGACCGGAAGCCACUGGCCCAAAAGGAACCACAGGGAAAGUCCAAGCCUUGGUUUCUCUCAGCAGAUCAUCAGAAUGGGAAGUGAAGUGCAAAGAUUGAAACGUUAAGGGCAAAGCCAAAGGACAGCAUGGAGCAACUCGGAACAAGAAGCAGGAAGGGUGAGGAUGAAGGUCUAGCCAGGCUUUGCCCUGAAAAAAAACCACAGUAUCAAAGCAGUCUCCUGCCCCGGAGCCCGGCCCACCGCCCGGCCCUCUGGGGGCCAGGGUCCGGGGAGGCGUAUGUCAUCCGCCUCUGGUCGCCGUCCCCCGGACCGCGCCUGGAGGCCGCCUGCGGGGCUCGCCCGGUGACCCAGGCCAAGAGCAGCAGGUGCACGGCCAGGACCCAGAAGCGGAGUUCCCGGCCGUCGCAACACUCCGGACCCCCGAGCCCCUCGGGGACAGCGCCCGCGGCCGCGCUCACCCGAUGACGUAGGCCAGGAUGAGCAGCUGCACGGCCCGGUUCAUGAGCCCCACUUUACGGCUGCGGAUGAGCACGAUGCGCGGCGUGUCGUACUCGAACAGGAAGGCGGCCAGCACCGCGCAGCAGCCCGCCAUGGCCGGCUGCCGCCGCGCCGCCCGGCUCCACGCUCUGCGCCCGGCCACCCGACCCGCCGCCGGGUCCGCGCCCGGGAGCCCCGCCCAGGCGGCCCGCGGCGCCGCUACUCGCGUGGGAGGACCCGGAAGGAGGCGGCGCUGCGCCUCGGGGCGGGGGCCGGGCGUAGGCGACGUCCUUCUCGGGGAGAAUUGGAAAAUAAAGGGAAGUGGAGGAAACGCCCACGGUUCUACUCCUCGAACAUAAAUUUCCACGUUUAUUCAUUCCCUUUCAG